Molecule: messenger RNA, 2644 nt
Organism: Pristis pectinata (smalltooth sawfish)
Lineage: Eukaryota; Metazoa; Chordata; Chondrichthyes; Rhinopristiformes; Pristidae
Product: protein rapunzel-like
Exons: 2
Coding region: 478-1650 (390 amino acids)
Source: RefSeq, a predicted model, not a curated record
UACUGAACAUUUCCUUUUGUCCGCACCUUUCUCCCUAGCCUUCGCCGUUCCUGCCCCGCAGGAGAGAACUGAUCUCUUGCCUGCACCCUACCUUGUUAAACAGUGGCUGUUGCUCCGCCGCUGCUGCGGGGCCCGUCGGCCGGAAAGCCUCCGCGGUUGAUAACCGCCUCAUUCCGGGUUUGGGAGUUGUCUUGUUCCGGGAUUCAGAGUUUAACUGUCGCGGAACUGGGGGCUGUUCUGUUCGUUGAACAGGAACAAAUUAUCUUCUGCUCCUGGAAAUCCCAGCUGUUGUAGUCCGGGUUUGCUCUCCAGCUGUGCUUUCUGCCUGCGGCCUCCCGCAGUGUUACAGCGAGACCUGGGGAACAACACCUCAUGCACCUCCUGGGCACGUUGCAACCUCCCGGACUCAGUAUCGAAUUCUCCAACCUCAGAUUCCAGAGAAGGAAGUGACCACAGUGCCUGAGCGGUGACCAAACCAUGUCUCAAACUGCCAUAGAUGCCCUGGAGCUGUCCAGAUCCGUUGUCGAGGCCGCUCAGGCAGCGGUGGUACUCGCUAAUUCGACAGAGAAGUUGGCCUCCACACUCGGGGUGUUGGGCCCCAUCAUUGGGGUGGCAGCAAUCACUGUUAAACUAUCCUUGAGCAAUGUUGACAGCCCGGAGCUGGCCUUCAUGAAGGAGCAGUUCCAGGCCGUCAGGAACCAGCUGAAUGUCAUCUCGGGGCAGAUUUCGGAAGUCCUUCGGGAGAUCGAGAGAAGCACCAUCAACAACCAGUAUUUCCCCAUUGAGGAAAACCUCAAGAACCAGUUCAGAAAGUACAUGGACAUCCUCAACGCAGCGCCAGAGUUCCGACAGAAGCAGAAGGAAGAGUUCCUCAAACACUUCAACGCGACCAAGGGAGACCAGAACCUCCACACUCUCUAUGACGGGGUGAUGGGAUUCACUGCCGUCUUUGGCAAAUCCAUCCUGGAGACCGCCAUGAACUGUGACCAGAGGAACCGGCGCCUGAUGGAGGGGCUCUGCGCCCGACUGAAGAACCUCUUCUGUAUUGGUCUGAUCGCCGUCCUGGGACACGCUGGCAUCACCGGGAACGAUGUAAAGGCGCUGGAGACGGAAUGGAACCAGAAAUUGGCUGAAGCCGAGAGCAAAAUGAAAUCCACGGUCGAUCGGUGCAUCCAUGAGUUUGCGGAACAGGCGAAGAUAGAUGUGGAGAGACUGGUGAAGGAGAAGGGCGGAAGAGAUAACAAGGAAUGUUCGUCGUACGUCCGGGAUAAAUUGAAAAACAAGUAUGACUGGGUCCGUUGGUCGGUGCGGGUCUAUGAUCCCGUCAUCGGGUUUGACAAUCACUGCUAUAUUGGCCCUAACCCCAACCGCUUUCACUUCUUCAGGCUCAAUAAUGUUAAUAUUGUUGUCUCCUACACCACCGACCCAAAGCCAGUUGACAAGAGCCGCCUCAACCAUUUAAUGAACGGGAAGGACGGCUGGAAAGAUCCACUAAAGGUGGCGGAACAUAUCUCCCAGAACCUCUCCGGUGGGCAUGUUGUCCACACAGUGAGACGGUACAAAGGUCUGUGGGGCGCCUGGAACUUCCCCGAUGGAUGUCAUUACUGGAAGAACUACAGUGGUGUCACCCUGUGCGUCCACCCAGUAUAAACCCCCACUGUCCCGGGACACUCCUUGUAACCCCCCCCCCCACCACUGACCCCACGGAGCCCCCAGUAUCACCAACACCCUCCAGUACCUCCCCACCCCUCUUCCCCCUUCACCAUUCGGCCCUGGGACCCGACCCCCGGAGCCAGGACACCCCUGACUCUGGUCCCGGAGACGCUUCCUUUCUGCGCUGCCGCCAACGCUGUGAAACCCCGGGUUAGUCGGCCUGACGCUGCCGCCUCCCCGCGCCCACCCUGGACCGAAUGUACCCCCCGUGUCACUCUAUAAGGCUCGGGCUGUGCAGUCCUCAGCUCCCCCACCCCACCCUCUCUGUGCCCUCAGCAUCAGACCCACCCCGCCUGGGUCCGGGGGUCUCCGCUCACGGUGAGGCGAACGCUCCCACCUUCACUGUCAGUGAGGAGGGGAGAGCGGAUCCAGCUCCCAAAUCCGGCCCGAGGCCAGGGCUCCCCCGGAAACCCCCACACCUCUCCCCUACAGGUCAGAGCACAGUCCGAGCCCACGGCGACGGGGGUGAUGAAGACGGGCUGGCCCGUGUCUGCCACAACCGGCUACUGACGGACAGAUCAAGGUCCUGUCCACAGCUUUUCUCCCCAGAUAUUCACCCUGUUCCCACCAACGCAUCUUCAAAGCCCCACAUCCCGAGGGGGUGCGGGGUUUAACGCUGUGGUGCGGGAGGAGGGAGGAACACUCCGCAGACCAACACUGGAGAAACGGGGACAGGCUGUAAGUCUAUCAGGCCGGGGACCACCUUUCCCGCCAGAGGGGGAUUCACUUGUAGUUUGUUUCCGCCGGAAUCUGAUCUCUGCCGCUUGCUCAGUCUGUAACCACGGAACAGCCACAAUCGGAUAUCCUGCAAGCUUUGCGAGUAAUUGGUGUGUUUGCUGGGUUUUGAUUAAAAUGCUUGCUUGGGACUGUGGGAACCAAGCUGGUUGUUCGUGUGCUCGGGAAUGUGCUGAAUAAACGCACGAAAGGCUCA